CAGACGUGACCCUAAUCCAAUAAGAGUGGAAGGAUGAGUCCCGCAGAGCCAAUAACGAGAGUCCGAGAGACGGCGGAGGCGGACUCUGUGAGGAAACAAGAAGACAGGCCCAAGAUGGAGGCGGCGGCGGCUGUAGCGGCGUGACAGGAGCCCCAUGGCACCUGCCCAGCCCCACCUCAGCCCAUCUUGACAAAGUCUAAGGCUCCAUGGAGCCACCACGGGGCCCCCCUGCCAAUGGGGCCGAGCCGUCCCGGGCAGUGGGCACCGUCAAAGUGUACCUGCCCAACAAGCAACGCACGGUGGUGACUGUCCGGGAUGGCAUGAGUGUCUACGACUCUCUAGACAAGGCCCUGAAGGUGCGGGGUCUAAAUCAGGACUGCUGUGUGGUCUACCGACUCAUCAAGGGACGAAAGACAGUCACUGCCUGGGACACAGCCAUUGCUCCCCUGGAUGGCGAGGAGCUCAUUGUCGAGGUCCUUGAAGAUGUCCCGCUGACCAUGCACAAUUUUGUACGGAAGACCUUCUUCAGCCUGGCGUUCUGUGACUUCUGCCUUAAGUUUCUGUUCCAUGGCUUCCGUUGCCAAACCUGUGGCUACAAGUUCCACCAGCAUUGUUCCUCCAAGGUCCCCACAGUCUGUGUUGACAUGAGUACCAACCGCCAACAGUUCUACCACAGUGUCCAGGAUUUGUCCGGAGGCUCCAGACAACAUGAGGCUCCCUCGAACCGCCCCCUGAAUGAGUUGCUAACCCCCCAGGGUCCCAGGCCCCACACUCAGCACUGUGACCCGGAGCACUUCCCCUUCCCUGUCCCGGCCAACGCCCCCCUGCAGCGCAUCCGCUCCACAUCCACUCCCAACGUCCAUAUGGUCAGCACCACGGCCCCCAUGGACUCCAACCUCAUCCAGCUCACUGGCCAGAGUUUCAGCACUGAUGCUGCCAGUAGUAGAGGAGGUGGUGAUGGAACCCCCCGGGGGAGCCCCAGCCCAGCCAGCGUGUCCUCGGGGAGGAAAUCCCCACAUUCCAAGUCACCAGCAGAGCAGCGUGAGCGGAAGUCCUUGGCCGAUGACAAGAAGAAAGUGAAGAACCUGGGGUACCGGGACUCAGGCUAUUACUGGGAGGUACCACCCAGUGAGGUGCAGCUGCUGAAGAGGAUCGGGACGGGCUCGUUUGGCACCGUGUUUCGAGGGCGGUGGCAUGGCGAUGUGGCUGUGAAGGUGCUCAAGGUGUCCCAGCCCACCGCUGAGCAGGCCCAAGCUUUCAAGAAUGAGAUGCAGGUGCUCAGGAAGACGCGACAUGUCAACAUCUUGCUGUUUAUGGGCUUCAUGACCCGGCCGGGAUUUGCCAUCAUCACACAGUGGUGUGAAGGCUCCAGCCUCUACCAUCACCUGCAUGUGGCUGACACACGCUUCGACAUGGUCCAGCUCAUCGACGUGGCCCGGCAGACUGCCCAGGGCAUGGACUACCUCCAUGCCAAGAACAUCAUCCACCGAGAUCUCAAGUCUAACAACAUCUUCCUACAUGAGGGGCUCACGGUGAAGAUCGGUGACUUUGGCUUGGCCACAGUGAAGACUCGAUGGAGCGGGGCCCAGCCCUUGGAGCAGCCCUCAGGCUCUGUGCUGUGGAUGGCAGCUGAGGUGAUCCGUAUGCAGGACCCGAACCCCUACAGCUUCCAGUCAGAUGUCUAUGCCUACGGGGUUGUGCUCUACGAGCUCAUGACUGGCUCACUGCCUUACAGCCACAUUGGCUGCCGUGACCAGAUUAUCUUUAUGGUGGGCCGUGGCUAUCUGUCCCCGGACCUCAGCAAAAUCUCUAGCAACUGCCCCAAGGCCAUGCGGCGCCUGCUGUCUGACUGCCUCAAGUUCCAGCGGGAGGAACGGCCCCUCUUCCCCCAGAUCCUGGCCACAAUUGAGCUGCUGCAACGGUCACUCCCCAAGAUUGAGCGGAGUGCCUCGGAACCCUCCUUGCACCGCACCCAGGCUGAUGAGUUGCCUGCCUGCCUACUCAGCGCAGCCCGCCUUGUGCCUUAGGCCCCGCCCAAGCCACCGGGGAGCCAGUCUCAGCCCUCCACGCCAAGGAGCCUAGCCCACCAGCCAAUCAAUGUUCGUCUCUGCCCUGAUGCUGCCUCAGGAUCCCCCAUUCCCCACCCUGGGAGAUGAGGGGGGUCCCCAUGUGCUUUUCCAGUUCUUCUGGAAUUGGGGUCCCCCCAAAGACUGAGCCCCCUGCCUCCAUCAUUUGGUUUCCUCUUGGCUUUGGGGAUACUUCUAAAUUUUGGGAGCUCCUCCAUCUCCAAUGGCUGGGAUUUGUGGCAGGGAUUCCACUCAGAACCUCUCUGGAAUUUGUGCCCGAUGUGCCUUCCACUGGAUUUUGGGGUUCCCAGCACCCCAUGUGGAUUUUGGGGGUCCCUUUUGUGUCUCCCCCGCCAUUCAAGGACUCCCCUCUUUCUUCACCAAGAAGCACAGAAUUCUGCUGGGCC
Molecule: messenger RNA, 2473 nt
Organism: Rhinopithecus roxellana (golden snub-nosed monkey)
Lineage: Eukaryota; Metazoa; Chordata; Mammalia; Primates; Cercopithecidae
Gene: ARAF
Product: A-Raf proto-oncogene, serine/threonine kinase
Exons: 16
Coding region: 207-2027 (606 amino acids)
Biological process (GO): signal transduction; protein phosphorylation
Cellular component (GO): cytosol; mitochondrion
Molecular function (GO): protein kinase activity; ATP binding
Source: RefSeq, a predicted model, not a curated record